AUGGCAGACGCUGUCGCACACUACGUGCGGAUUCCGACGGAGUGCAGGGUAUCCAAGGCGGAAAACACAUCUCUGUUAGCCCCUAUUACGGAGGACGAUAUACUGGUGGCCGUCCGGGGACUUAGUCGUCGCAAAGCGGGAGGAGAAGACGGUCUCAACAAUGAUUUCUACGCGGAUUAUGCAGACGUGAUAGCUCCCAAACUGGCUCAAACAUGUAAUAGCUUAUUACAAGGGGCCCCACCACCGGCAUCCUUUCUGAAAGCGGUGGUAGGACCGCUGCGAAAAAAAGGAGAUUCCUCCAACGCGUUAGACUACCGACCUAUCUUACUUCUCCAGUCCAGCUACAAGAUAUUUGCGAAGAUUCUUGCCACCCGGCUCCAAUCAUUCCUGGGGAAGCUCAUCGGGGAUACGCAGCAAGGGUUUGUCCACGGACGGCAAAUGGACCGUUCUGUGGCGAUGAUGCUAGCAGUACUUGAGACAGUUUACCGAGACCAACAGGGACUUCCCGGAGAUACCCCAGGGAUCUUAUUACUCGAUUUCGCGAAGGAAUACGAUACUGUUGACCGGGUGUAUCAGUUCGAAGUGCUUCGACACUUCGGAUUUGACUUACGAUUUGUGGAUCUGAUGUAG
This is a messenger RNA of Phytophthora megakarya, 630 nucleotides long. Lineage: Eukaryota; Oomycota; Peronosporomycetes; Peronosporales; Peronosporaceae. The record is from the annotation of a GenBank genome assembly.